AUGGUGCCCAGACCCUCGACUAUUAACGACCUCGACGACGAGAACCUCUAUGACUUUGUUGCCGCCUUGGGUACCGAGGAGGAAGAACAUUUAGGUGAUGAGAACACUCAGGCAGAGUUCAACGUUGUCAACGACACGGGCUAUGGUACUACCGAGGAGCACGAGGAGGAGGAGACUGGGAAGAAUAGUUCCUCUAAUACCGGUCAAGAACAGCCUGGCAAAGACGAUACUGCUGAAAGUAACCGUGUCCCUCCUGGUGAGAAGUUCGCAUUGUUACGCCUCAAUCUCCAAGGUGGUGCUUAUACGACAAUCGAAGCCAACGUCUGCCCCUCAUCACACGUUACUGUAGCCGAGGAUGACAAGCUCUAUCGUAAAGCCCGAAUGGUGUUGAUAGAUAGGUAUGGUAUGGAUCUAUUCAAGAGCUGGCAUCAGUUCAUCAAUCGUAAGCUUCGUCCUAACGAAUCUCCAGCUGAGUUCCUUACCGAGCUACAACGUUUGGUAUCAUUAUCGAGACCAUCGGGUAUCAAGCUCGAUCAAACAUGGAUGAACUCAGCAGCUUGCCUUAUGUUCUGGGAAGGUUUGCCGAGUGAUAUUCCAGGGUUGCCAGCCCUGAAAAGUCAGUGGAAGACUCUUUGGGAGUCUCGUGGUGAUAUUGUAGAGGGCUGCCUCAGAUUGGCAAAGAGCAUUAAGAUUGAUGAGCCAGGAGCCAUAGCUGCUGUUUCAGCUUACCCUUCCUACCCUUCUGUAAAAGGGAAAGGAAAGGGGAAAGGCAAAGGAAAGGGCUUCACAGGAAAGGGCCGGACCUGGAAGGCAAAGGUCGAUUUGGUUUCCGGAAUAGAACCAUUUAUAAGAAUCCAAGGUGCAGACAAGCCCGCAAUGGCUGUGGUGAAUCUUGUCCACCUGAGUCGUGCGACGCUGUUAUUAUCCAAUUACUUCUUCGCUUAUUACAGUCUUGAUCA
This is a messenger RNA of Perkinsus marinus ATCC 50983, 959 nucleotides long. RefSeq lists its product as hypothetical. The annotation marks the transcript as partial. NCBI's taxonomy places the organism in Eukaryota, Perkinsozoa, Perkinsida, Perkinsidae. The record is from RefSeq and is a predicted model, not a curated record. The transcript is spliced from 3 exons.